Molecule: messenger RNA, 656 nt
Organism: Branchiostoma belcheri (Belcher's lancelet)
Lineage: Eukaryota; Metazoa; Chordata; Leptocardii; Amphioxiformes; Branchiostomatidae
Product: integumentary mucin A.1-like
Exons: 2
Coding region: 87-569 (160 amino acids)
Source: RefSeq, a predicted model, not a curated record
GAGCGAGGCAUCCUAGUUCUGACAUAAAAGUUUGAGUAGCUCGUACAGUCUGCUUCUUUGUUCGAAAACGACGCGAGGAGAGUAAAAUGGGUGUCCAGUCGAGCUGGACAGCGGUGGGAGUGGUGUUGCUGACCAUAGUGCAACUACAGGUGGACCGAGGAGGGACGGUACUGGCACAGAACACAACACAAAGGACCACUAUCCCAACGACGGCCCAUCCUACAACCAAACUUACUGUCUUCACCACCAUUCCAACGACGAAGCACCCUACAACGCAGUUCACCACCAUCCAAACGACAAAGAAUUCUACAACCGCUCAAGUCACCACAAUUCCCACGACGAAUCAUCCUACAACUCAGUUCACCACAUUUCCAACAACUGUGAAUCAUACAACGCAAAACCUUACUACUGAACGAACAACGCAGCAAUCGACUCAGGUGACGACAGAAGAAACAACUACGGUCUACAACGGCUCAAGUCACCACGAUUCCCACGACGAAUCAUCCUACAACGCACUUCACAACCAUUCCAACGACGGUGGAUCCUACAACGCAAAAGCAUACGACUGAAAGGUCUACGCUGCUUACUACGCAGGUUACUACAGAACAAACUACAAGACCAACUACUGUAGGGACUACAGACGAGACAACAAGACA